AUGUCUGAGCGCGGCAUCCUUGUGAAGGGCGUGUACGAAGUAUGGGGUCACUCAGCUAAUCCUGGUGACUACAACGAGCUUGUAGCAUCGGUAGAAAAGUUUGAAGGCCCACAGAAAUUGCAAAUUCUUCAGGAUGCUAAUAUUUCGUGGCGCAUCAACGUGGCUGUCUUUGGUAAGAAAUUAAGCAUGGAAGAGCAGCACACACGUCGCGAACGAUUUCGAAAGGUUCUUCCGUUUGCAGGUCCUGUGCAAAUGAAGAACCCAAACGAGACCUUUCUUGUACUAGAAGAGCUGGGUCUGGACCAGGACCUGCAUCCGGACAUGAAACCCAAACAGAUAUUUCUUCUGCGGGAACUUGCUGGUAGCGAGAAAAACCGAGGACGAGGCGGCGCAAGAGAUCUAGUGGACCUUCAGACGUUGAAGCGUAGAGCGUACAUUGGUCCCACGUCGAUGGAGUCAGAAAUGGCGUUAUUAAUGAGCAACAUGGCACUGGUUCAGCCUGGAGACGUAGUUAUAGACCCUUUUGUUGGAACUGGCAGUGUCUUGAUUCCGUGUGGAACACAAGGUGCUAUGUGCUACGGUACAGACAUUGACAUUCGAGUACUGCUUGGUACUGGUGUUGGGGUCAUGGGCGCUGGCGUUGCAUUAAUCGAAAAAGAAGUCGAUAUCAGACAGCGCAUCAACGUGUGUACCAAUUUCAAGCAAUAUAGACUCCCACUUCCAGAGCUUAUACGCGCUGACAACUCCAUGUCUCCUCUUGUGACACGUUGCAAAGAUUUUUUUGACGCAAUCGUUUGUGAUCCGCCGUAUGGCAUUCGUGCUGGGGCUCGUAAGAGUGGUCGGAAACACCCAAGCAGAAAUGAUAUGAAGAUGACGAUCAAGCAAGAAAAUUAUAUUGCUCCCACUCAACCAUACGCUGCUGAAGAUGUGAUGAAAGACCUUCUCGAGUUUGCGGCUCAAACGUUGCGUGAAGGUGGGCGACUCGUGUAUCUGUUGCCGACCACAUACAAGUACAAGGACUCGGAUCUUCCUCGACAUCCUCAUCUUGAGGUAAUUGCAAACUCGGAGCAGAAACUUACAAAAAAGUACGCUAGGCGUCUCAUCACGAUGGUGAAGCGUAAACCAUUUUCGUUGCUAGCAAAGUACAAUAAGCAACGAAUGGCAAUGUCGCUGUCGUUUAUCUUGUGUCAAUCUGAGGAAGAGGUGACUUCUUGCAGUGGUUUGCACUCGAUAAAGAAUGAGGAAACGUCCAGUGCCGUGUUCAAGGCAAAUAAAAUUUGUGAUUCAAGAAAUACAGCCAGAAAAUCGAGUACUGAGGCCCAAAAACACAAUGAAGACAGCGAUGAUGGCAGUAUUUUAAUCAUUUCGCACGAUAGGACGCAACACGUUCGUAAAUUGCAAAAUAUUCGCCAGCGUCGCUACCGCGAUCGAAAGAAAUUAAACAUGUCAGUGCUGCAAGCCAACGCUGACCAACUACAUCAAGAAAACGGAGCACUGGAAUUGGCAAUUAUAAAAUUUCUUAAUUCUUGA
Molecule: messenger RNA, 1530 nt
Organism: Plasmopara halstedii
Lineage: Eukaryota; Oomycota; Peronosporomycetes; Peronosporales; Peronosporaceae
Product: trna (guanine-n2)-methyltransferase homolog
Exons: 3
Coding region: 1-1530 (509 amino acids)
Biological process (GO): methylation
Cellular component (GO): cytoplasm
Molecular function (GO): nucleic acid binding
Source: RefSeq, a predicted model, not a curated record